AUGAUUCGAUUUGGAGCAGUUCUUCUAUGUGCGCUUUCCCUGUUGAUUCAAGCAACUACUGCAACGGACUUUGCGCUAGUUUGGGAUAAUGCAUUGUAUGGUGGCAUUGUUGCCAAUCCCGGUGAUACGGUAACCUUCACAUACGGUGCAAAUAGUGAUCUUUGGAUCCAUCCGACAGGAAGUUGUGAACAGAGUGGAAGAAUUCAACUCGGUGGAUUUGGGCCUGGUUCAGCGUCCUACAAUUUUACGGAUUCAGAUCUUGGGUCUCCUGUCACCUUUGCAACAAGUGUAGAGGACAAUUGUGCAAAUGGGCAAAUCAUUACCUUUACAGUUGUGCCAACCACUGAGCAACCUUCCACGACCCCAACAAGCUCACCAUCGACGAGGCCAACCAUUGCCCCAACCAUCGAGACGCCAUCCCCCACCGGUCUUCCCACAAGAGUUCCUACGACUCCGUUUCCAACUAUCAGUCCGACUGGCUUUCCCACUAUCGUGGGUGCGACAAAGUUCGAAUUGACUUGGUUCGUCGCGGCAUAUGGUGAUGUCGAAGCCGUGCCAGGAGAUUCGGUGACAUUUACCUAUGACGAAUUCAGUGAUGUUUGGAUUCACCCUUCCGGCGACUGUAGUCUGGAUGGAAGUAUUUUUGUUGGGCCAGUUGGACCUGCUUCUGUUACCUAUCGGUUCACCGAAGAAGACGCUGGAAAAACCAUUACAUUCACCAGUAGCGUCAGCGACAACUGCGCGCAGGGUCAGAUCAUCAAUUUCGAAGUUGCGGGUCGACCUACAACACCAACAAUGGCUACUCCGGCACCAUCCAUUGCUCCUCAAACCGCUGCACCUAUCCUUGCUCCAGUCAGGCCCUUGCCUACUGCUCCACCAGUUGUCACUCCAACAAAUGCCCCAGUCGCACCUGCGCCAGUUGCACCACCAGUGAUGGCCCCAGUAGCACCUCCUGUGGCGGGACCCCCAACAGCAACUAGUGCCCCAGUGGAUAGUGGUACUCCACCAACGGUACCAAGUCCUCCAGUAGACACCCCUACCCCUCCCGUUGAUACCCCUACAGCUCCAAGUCCUCCCGUCGAUACCCCUACAGCACCAAGUCCUCCCGUUGAUGGCCCUACAACAACAGCUCCUCCAGUUGAUGGCCCAACAGCACCAAGUCCUCCCGUGGAUAGCCCAACAGUGACACCUGGAGCUCCUACCACAGCGCCAGUAGUACCAUUAGCGACAACAGUGAGUGCAACGGACUUGAGUCAAACACUUCUAGGCAUGACGGCAUGCGACACUGCUUGUCAAGAUGCAUGGAUCGCCCAAAUGUUCGAAACGACAACGGAGUAUUUCUCAGCUUCGAACCCAGAUAUCACUCUCCUGGCCAACACACCAAAGAUCACUAAUGUGGACGUACCCAGGAGGUUGCGAAGAUUGCAAGAUGGAGAAUCUGGAGUCGAAAUCACUUACGAUCACACUUUUGAAUACAUUUCUUCAAGUGGUGCAGAAUUAGAGGGAAAUGAUUUGGCCACGCAACCACUGGCAAAUGACGCUGAUCGUACCCAGUUUUUGGCUGAUCUCAAGGGUAGAGGCGAAAGCUUUAUUGAUCUUACUGGAGUAACUGCAACUGAUGUCUCAACCCCACCAGAAACUCCUACCUCCCCUCCAACAAGAGCGCCAUCUGUUUCUACAGCUGGCACUGGUGAAGAAGAACCUGAAGACGAUGACUCGCUCCUUUCGAAUACAUAUGUUCUCAUUGGUAUCGGAGCUGCUGUACUUGUGCUUUUAUUUAUUUGUUUGAUGUGCUGCCGAAAGGGGAGAAAGAAGGCCCCAGCAAAAGAAAAGGUGGCCUCACCAAAAGCAGCAGCCUCGCCAAAGUCCUCCAAUGGUGCAAGAAGCGUUCAAGAAGACAGUGUCUCUGAGGCUCCUACCACCAGAGAAGAACUCAUUCAUGUCUUUGCACCACCAGGCAAACUGGGAGUGGUGAUUGAUACACCCAGUGACGGGGCAUCAUUUGUGCAUGCAGUCAAGCCCACUUCCAUUAUUGCUGACAGGAUAAAGGUUGGCGACAAGUUGGUUGCUGUGGAUGACGAAGAUGUGAGGAAACUGUCCGCCAUCAAUGUGUCUAAACUCAUUGGAAAGAAGAGUUCACAACCUACACGAAAGCUAACUGUCCUCCGAACCAUCUCUGUAGAAAGUCCAUGA
Molecule: messenger RNA, 2193 nt
Organism: Cylindrotheca closterium
Lineage: Eukaryota; Bacillariophyta; Bacillariophyceae; Bacillariales; Bacillariaceae
Source: the annotation of a GenBank genome assembly